CUCACCAAGCAACUAAGCAAGAUAUCAUCACAUUGCAAAGAAAAUACACAUUACAUUACUAAGUCUUUGUUCAUUUGAGUAGUAGUGAUGGCUAGCCUCAAGGUUGCAUGUGUGGUUGCUGUGAUGUGCAUGGUUGUGGUGGCCAUGAGUGCUGCACCCAUGGCACAGGCCGCAAUCACGUGCGGGCAGGUCGCCGGCGACAUGUCUCCGUGCUUCAGUUAUCUUCGAAGCGGCGGAAAACCGUCGCAGGCCUGCUGCAACGGAGUGAAGUCCCUCAGCAGCGCGGCGAAGACCACCGCGGACCGCCAGGGGGCGUGCAGUUGCCUGAAAAACCUUGCCAAUAAUAUGGGACAGAGUUUGAAUGCCGGCAACGCAGCCUCUCUCCCUGGCAAAUGUGGCGUCAACAUCCCUUACAAGAUCAGCACCUCCACCAACUGCGCCACCAUCAAGUUCUGAAGGGCAAUUUUUCAGUCGCAGAAUUCUAUAUAUGAUAUAGUAGUGAUGUAGAAUUUAACUAUUGUGUAAAAUAAAGGGAGGGCAAUGAGGGAUCCACCAGUGCGAGUCUCUUCUUGGUAUUGCCGUGUCCCUUAGUUGUUUCAGACUUUGAUCCAGUUAUUAUGUUAUUUUUACGUGUUCGCUGAAAUUUGUCUCAGUUGGUUGUUUGCAUAUGUAAUAAUGACAUAAAUAGUACUUUUUGCAGUUAUCUUGA
Messenger RNA from Glycine soja, 709 nucleotides. RefSeq names its product non-specific lipid-transfer protein 4-like. Gene Ontology annotation, cellular component: membrane. The coding region runs from base 88 to 456 and encodes 122 amino acids. Gene Ontology annotation, biological process: lipid transport. Gene Ontology annotation, molecular function: lipid binding. The record is from RefSeq and is a predicted model, not a curated record. The transcript has 2 exons. Lineage: Eukaryota; Viridiplantae; Streptophyta; Magnoliopsida; Fabales; Fabaceae.